AAAAGAAAAGAAAAUGGAUGCACUAUGCAUUACAAGCAUGAAAACAUUAUGCAAAUCACAAAUAAACUCUUCAAAUUCGAAGAGAUAUUUUUGCAGAAAUUGCCUACAAUUUUAUUGCACAACAAAUAAGACACAUAAUAUAAAGGAGUGUGGACAAGUGGCAUCAAUAUAUCCUGAGCCAAACACAAAAUCGUCAUUUAAGGCGUUCUCCAAAAAAUUAUCACCUCCAGUGGUGAUUUAUGCAGAUAUUGAGGCCGUUUUGGAAAACUAUCAAACGGCAUCAAAUAAUCCAGAGGCAUCUUUUACAUUGCCUAAACAAAAACAUACUGCGUGCGCAGUAUCAUUUUAUGUUGUUCAUAAAUACAACCCUGAGCUGAACAAAUUAUGGACUUAUGAUGGAGCUGACUGCAUGACGAUGUUCGUGCAAACAUUAAAAGAUGAGACGAUGGCCCUCUACCAAAAAUAUUGGAAAGACUGCAAGGAACCAAUCCACGAGUUCGACAUUGAUGAUGAGGACUACCAGGAGCAUGGGAACUGUUAUGCUUGCGAAGAACCCAUCGAGAUGGCCGAUCGGGAUAAAUAUUUUGACCAGUUUAGUGUUAAAUACCAGGGUCCUAUUCAUAAAAAAUGUAAAAUUAGUUUUAAAUUAAGUAGUGCCUUUUUUCCAGUAGUUUUUCAUAAUUUAUCAAGAUAUGAUAUUCAUUUAUUUAUAAAUGAAUUAGGUGGGGAACUCAAACCAAUUCGCCCAACAAAAGAAUUAUACAUUGCAUUAUCGCAAAAAAUUUUUCAAAAAGGGAUAGCAAAUUAUUCAAUUAAAUAUAUAGAUUCAAAUAGGUUUUUGAAUUCUAGUCUAGAAAAAUUAGCCUCAAAUAUGGAGGACAAUGAUUUUAAUAUAUUAAAAUCUAAAUUUAGCGGGGAAAAAUUCCAGCAAAUGAGGAGAAAAGGAGUAUUUCCUUAUGAUUAUAUAGAUAGUUUUAGUAAAUUUAAUGAAACAGAGCUUCCUCCUAGGGAUUAUUUUUACAAUACAUUAACAGAUGAAGAAUGUAGUGUAAGCAACUACAAUUUUGCCAAAGAAAUUUGGGAUUCUUUUCAUUGUAGAUCUUUAAGAGACUACAUGAAAUUAUAUUUAGAAAGCGAUGUGCUGAUUUUAGCAGAUGUGUUUGAAAACUUCCGCAAUAUAUGGGAUGCAAUGAUGAAAUACACAAAAGCAGAGUUAGAAUUAAUAAGCGAUCCUAAUAUGUAUAACUUUUUAAAAAGAGGGAUACGCGGAGGUUUAACUCAAUGCACUCAAAGAAUUUCUCAUGCAAAUAAUAAGUACAUAAAAAAUUAUGACGAAGCUAAACCAAAAAAUUAUUUAUCAUAUAUUGAUGCAAAUAAUUUAUAUGGUCGGGCGAUGAGCCAAAAACUCCCAUUUUCAAAUUUUAAAUUUUUAAGUGAGAGUGAAAUAAAUAUGUUUGAUAUCAUAAAUAUUGAUUCAUCAGGAGAUACUGGAUUUAUUCUAGAAGUAGAUCUAGAAUAUCCUGAUAAUAUUCAUGACAAACAUAAUAGUUUACCAUUUUGUCCCGAAAAUAUGGUGCCCCCAGGAGGAAAGAUUCCAAAGUUAUUAGCUGAUUUGACAGAUAAGGAAGUUUAUAUAAUCCAUUUAAAACAAUUGCAAUUAUGCUUGCAACAAGGGCUUAAAUUAAAGAAAGUACAUCGAAUUCUAUCUUUCAGUCAAUCGUACUGGUUAAAACCGUAUAUUGACUUAAAUACUAAACAUCGCAAAUUGGCUAAAAAUGAUUUUGAGAAAAAUUUUUAUAAGCUAAUGAACCAUGCAGUAUAUGGGAAAACGAUGGAAAACGUUGAAAAGCUUAGGAACAUCGCACUAGUAACUCAUUAUGAGUCUAGGCGAAAUUCACCGGGAUUUAGGCAACGAGUUGCAAUGCAUAAUUUCCAUAGUUUAGAAAUAUUUGGAGAGAAUUUAGCAGCUAUCGAAUCUACGAAGACAUCAAUUCAAAUCCAAAAAUAAGUCUUUAUUAUAAGGAUGAUAAAAGAUAUGUAUUAAUUGUUAAUAUUAAUACUUUAGCAUACGGGCAUUAUUUAUUAAGAGAAAUACUAAAUUCAUUAAAUUAAGUUGUAAAAUGUAACUUGUAAAUAAUAAAAACAUGUUGUAAAUAAAAAAAUUAAGUUUAAUAAA
Messenger RNA from Drosophila ananassae, 2176 nucleotides. RefSeq lists its product as uncharacterized. The record is from RefSeq and is a predicted model, not a curated record. NCBI's taxonomy places the organism in Eukaryota, Metazoa, Arthropoda, Insecta, Diptera, Drosophilidae. The transcript has 2 exons. The coding region runs from base 14 to 2008 and encodes 664 amino acids.